UUGGCCGGCAGACUGAAUGAUACUCUUUUUGGUGCUAUGGAAGUCCUGAAGGUGGACAAAUGUGAGGAAGGAUCUUCGACAGUGAAGCUCGAGCGAAACUUUCUUGAGCUCGACCUAGACUAUCUGGAGAGACGACAAGUCCCUAACUCACUGUGUUCCCCAGGGAGCCUAUCCCAGGUCAGCCCUGACGCUCCUGAACUUGUCAAGCUGGUCCUUCUGGGCGCGCCGGGUGUUGGCAAAAACCUCCAUCAUACAGCAAUUCGUGUGGAACAGUUUCAAGGAGGAGUACUGGCCGACCAGCUGUCGUCAUACCUACUACCCCACAGUGAUCGUCAACGGACGAGUGUACGAGCUCAAGAUCACAGACUUGCCUGCGGUGCCGUACAUUCCCGUAGACUCUGUGUACGAGCUUGCAGAUUGCCCAGUAAGAGACGCCACAGUAUACAUGCUAGUUCUAGAUCUCUCGGACCUGGAGACGAUCCGAUACCUGGAGACCGUCCGUGAGCAGAUCCAGGAAAGCAGGGAGCUGAGUGAUAUCCCGGCGCUGGUUGUCGCCAACAAGAUUGAUCU
This is a messenger RNA of Macrosteles quadrilineatus (aster leafhopper), 570 nucleotides long. RefSeq lists its product as uncharacterized. Lineage: Eukaryota; Metazoa; Arthropoda; Insecta; Hemiptera; Cicadellidae. The record is from RefSeq and is a predicted model, not a curated record. The transcript is spliced from 3 exons. The coding region runs from base 37 to 504 and encodes 155 amino acids.